Copidosoma floridanum is the source of this 2520-nucleotide messenger RNA. RefSeq lists its product as uncharacterized. Gene Ontology annotation, biological process: regulation of mitotic cell cycle; protein phosphorylation. NCBI's taxonomy places the organism in Eukaryota, Metazoa, Arthropoda, Insecta, Hymenoptera, Encyrtidae. The record is from RefSeq and is a predicted model, not a curated record. Gene Ontology annotation, cellular component: nucleus. Gene Ontology annotation, molecular function: protein serine/threonine kinase activity; ATP binding.
UUGUCGAAAAAGAGACAUGAAUCACGGAAUCAUAGCGCGUAAAGUUCUUAAGUAAUAAUAUUUAAUUUAUCAAAUUUUAAUUAUUAACUUUUAAUCAGCCAUGAAGAGAGAUAAUGUGAUUACAAAGAGAAAAUACUACUCUCUGGAAAGCGCAGAUACAGCAGAUUUUCUUGAAAUAAGGCCGCCCCAGGCAGUGGUGCAACAUCGCAAGUCAGCUUCCCAUAGUCAUCACAGACAUUCUACUCGUAAUUUAGAUGGCAAGGAACGCAGUGGUAGAUCGUCAUCAUCCACAUCUACAACGUGGGACGUAAAUGAUAGUAGUGCACAUUACAGAGAUCGCAGCAAAAGUAAGCAUGACAAGAGGACUAGAAGAUCGGAACCUGUUGAGCGAGAAUCAAAGUCCUCCAAGUAUAAGAAGGAAAAUCAAAGUACGAAUAGUUGGUCCCCUACAGAUCUUGGAGAAAAAUUUUCAAAUGACCACCAAAAAAGGUACAAUCAAAGUUGCUUCUACGACAAGAAAUCGUCUUUAUCACAUGUCAGUCGUAGUAAAAGACGUGAAGUGCCACGUGAUCAUCCUGAUAUGAUGGAUAGAAUUCAAAAUCUGAACGUGACAUCAUCUUCAAUGCAAAAGAAGGAACACAAGAAAUCGCAUAAACAUAAAAAAACAAGAGAUCGUGAACAUGAAAAAACAAAGAAAGAAUUGGUGUACCAAAAAAAAUUGACUCAAGAGUAUCAACAGAAAGAAUUCCAAGUUACAAUGGAUCCAAUAAAGCAUGCAUCCAUGAAAACGUCCAUAGAUUCAAAAUGCGAGCAACAACAGUUGCAAUUAGUAAGAGAUUCACUAAAGAAACAAAUAGAGGUAUCCCAUCAAAUUGACGAAGAAAUUCGUACAACGUCGAAUGACAAUCGACAACAUAGUCCUGAGAUCAGUCAACAUUUGCAUAACUCGAUUGUGGAGGUAUUCAAUAAUAGUUUACACACAGCCAGCCAGUCAGACAGUAACAGUCCUAAAAGUAAGCGUUCGCGUAUGUCAGACACAGAUCAGCAGCGUAAGCAUUCAAGAAGCAGCAGCAGCAGCAGCAGCAGUAGCAGCAGCAGUAGCAGCAGCAGUAGCAGCAGCAGCAGCUCUUCAAGUUCCAGUUCUACUAGUACUGAUGAUGAUGACAGCGAUACUUCUGAUUCCACAAGUUCUGAUGAUUCAAACAAUAAUCUAAAUUCACUGUCAAUCGACCAAUUCACCAAGUCGGGCAAAUCAAACGGUUGUUCACCUGCACAUAAUGGUACCAACGGAAUCUCCAAAGACGAUCUAAAAAUGGAUCUCCAAGUCGAACUACCUCCUUAUAUUCCUGCUAUUCACGGGUGUAGAAGCGUUGAAGAAUACAAGUCACUAAAUAUAAUAGGAGAAGGUACUUAUGGCAUUGUACACAGAGUUCAGGACAGACGCACAAAAGAAAUAGUAGCUCUAAAACGUUUGAAAAUGGAGAAAGAAAAAGAUGGCUUUCCCAUUACAAGCUUGCGUGAGAUCAAUACUCUGCUGAAGGCUCAGCAUCCCAACAUAGUCACAGUGCGAGAAAUAGUUGUUGGUAGUAAUAUGGACAAGAUAUUUAUUGUCAUGGACUAUGUCGAACACGACUUGAAGUCUCUCAUGGAAACGAUGAAAAUGAAAAAUCAUGUUUUUAUUCCCGGGGAAAUCAAGUGCUUAAUGAAACAGCUACUGGCUGCUGUAGCUCACUUGCACGACAAUUGGAUACUUCACAGGGAUCUUAAGACCUCUAAUUUGCUAUUAAGUCACAGAGGUAUUCUAAAGGUCGGUGAUUUCGGUCUAGCCAGAGAAUAUGGAUCGCCACUGAAGCAGUACACAUCUAUUGUCGUGACGCUUUGGUAUCGCGCACCUGAAUUGUUGCUUGGAGCUAAAAAAUACAGCACGCCAAUCGACAUUUGGUCCGUAGGGUGUGUUUUUGCAGAACUUGUACGCAUGGAACCAAUAUUUCCAGGAAAGUCAGAAAUGACUCAAAUAAACAAAAUUUUCAAUGAAUUAGGCACUCCAACUGAUGAAAUUUGGCCAGAGUACAGUAAAUUGCCUAUGGUAAAAUCGAUAAAAUUUCCUACCUAUACCGUGAGCAAUUUAAGACAGCGUUUCAAUUCGUCAUUAUCUGACCUGGGAACCAAAUUACUCAGCAAAUUUCUGACAUAUGAUCCAGCUCAGAGAGUAACUGCAGAAGAGGCAUUAAAGCAUUCGUACUUCUUAGAAUCACCUCUACCUAUAGAUCCAGCCAUGUUUCCUAAAUGGCCAGCUAAAUCAGAGUUUGGUUCGCGAAAAAUUAAUGCGUCUCCACAAGCACCAUGCGGUGGUAGAGAUUUUAUGGCACUUAAGGAACAAGAAAAUGAAGAUAUGGAGUCUCGUUUUCACAUGUCAACAAGUACUCAGUUACCUGCUGGCGGUGGUUUUCACUUAAAAUUUUGAUGAUUUAAACUGGACAGCAUUUGAAGGCGUCGUUUAUUGUACCUGCAUUAUAAUGU